Messenger RNA from Folsomia candida, 3144 nucleotides. RefSeq lists its product as uncharacterized. Bases 359 to 1300 code for a protein of 313 amino acids. The record is from RefSeq and is a predicted model, not a curated record. NCBI's taxonomy places the organism in Eukaryota, Metazoa, Arthropoda, Collembola, Entomobryomorpha, Isotomidae. The transcript is spliced from 7 exons.
GAUCCUUCGUCUAGGGUCGUAGUAGAUUCUAAAAAACAUAGUGGGUACCCUGGACACGAUAAGCAGUCGGGGACCUUCCCUUGUAAGAUUAGAUCAAAUUACUUUUUCUGCCACGACCACGCAAAUAAAUUCACAAUAUGCCUCUAAAAAAUAAACUAAAAGUCACAUAUGUUUUCAAAUAUGUUUUUCUAUUGUGAAUUUAUCAAUAAAAAGAUUCAUGAACUAAAAGUCGCAUAUUACAAUUCCAUGGAAAAAAAUCAUGCCGCGGCAUCCUUUGUUCUUUGGACGGUUCACUUGGGAAGGUCAGCUGAAAAAACAAUAUUUUUUUCUCCCCGGAUUGUACCUCUUGUAAUUAAAGAUGGAGAUGCAGCACUUCGUCACCGGGCUGAACCUCGCGGUCGUAAAAGUUUUCGAGGAACGGUUGCCAGCCUUGUUGGAGGUCGAGUUGGCGAAACAGUUGGAAACGUUGGUCAACGCCAAGAUGACACGGCUCGAGACCUUCAUAACGGAACAGAGCGACAAAUUGGACGCAAGGAUAAUGCAGCUCCAGAAAAGAAUGGGGGAGUUAGGUGAACGUCAGGACUUUGCGGAUAAGCAGGUCAAGAGUAUGAGUAAAGUUUUCGACUCUAUGGAGGAAUGGAUGGCCAACAUGGAGAAGCAGAAGACAAUUGACGAUAAGGGAUGUCAAGAGCGUUUUGCCAAUUUUGAGAAAAAGUUCGCCACCAAGAUGAAGCCUUUGAUGGUCAAGUUUGCAGAAUGGUGCGAGUCAGCUUUUGGCAAAAAUAAUGAUGAAUUUGGACGGGAUGUUGACGACCUCGAAACUGCUCGAAGGCUUGAUUACAUUGAACGCGAGGGCGAAGUUCCUAUCGAAACUCCACCCAGCACUUUCGCCAAGCAGAUCCUGUCCGAUCCACUCGAACUUCCCUUGCAGUCCUUCUCAUCCAACUCAAACAGUACUUUGACCCGUUUCGGCGACGUGGAGGACCACGACGAGGACGACAUUAAUUCCUCUAUCUCCGUCUCCAAUGUCCGGUCCCUGUCGACGUCGAUGGUAUACACUCGGAAGAGAAAAAGGCAACGAUACGAUAAUGAGGACGACAAAUCAGAGCGUGGUGACGAGGGGGAAGGUGGCGAUUACGACGAGGAGAAUGACGACCAGGUUUCAUGGGACAAGCGCUGUCGAUAUUGUGAAAUCAAUUGCGGACCGGUAGAAAAGAGUCGUUCGACUGGAACUCCAGUUCCUGACACUGCUAGAAAAUCUCUUGCCAUUUUAGCCAAACUUGGGUACUCCCUCUCGUAAAUCUGCAAAUACAAUUAUGACAAUUUUGGUUCUGCAAAAUAUAAAUAUUCACCUAAUUGAAUAAAAUAUAAAUGUAUAGAACCUUCCACCACCCAAGAGCACCGCUGAUUCCAGACUUCUUUACCGUAAGAAUAUCAGCAUUCACAACGGCGUCCGAGAGAUAUCGUUUCAAUUCAUCUUCUUCUGUAUUUUUAAUGAUCGUUUUCAUUUGAUUUUCGAAUAUAUCACGAAAUGUGGACUGUGAUUUGCUCAAUGAUUCAGGCACCGACGGCAGAAUAAGUUCGGAUCCCUGUUACUUAUACUUUGAUUUCCAUAAGUUGGACACAUUUUUACGAGCAGAAUCGAUCCAUUCUUUUUGCCAGCAAACUCCUUUGUACCACCCCAAUUUGUAUCUAGGAUCUAGCACUAGUAAAAAAAAUAGUCCAAUAAAUAUCUCGCAAGCGGAAACGGGGCAAAUUUUUAUAUUUUCUGAAAUUAUUUACCAGUACUACCUAUGUACGAAAGUCCAUCUGCUGUUGGAUAAUAUUUGUGAAGUUUGUCUUUACCAGCCUUCACAGCUCUUUGAAACCAGUCCUCUUCGUGGGUGGAAGUUUUAGUGGGUCUUGUUUUCAUUGUAGAUUUAUCCAAAUGGUCAAAUAAAACACUAUAAACUGAAGAUGUAGAGGAUAAGGUUGGAGAACUUUGAGUUGACAGCAUUUCGGUGGCUUCGCGGAAUAGAUUCAGGAGUUUUGUAAUUUCUUCUACUUUUUUCCACUCAAUUUCAUCAAGGAUAAACUUCUUAAGAGAUGAAAUGGAUUGUAAAGUUGCUUGAAAUGGCUUCCGAAACUCAAUGCACCGAGUCAACAUCCAAUAUGUUGAAUUCCAACGCGUUUUCACAUCCAAAAUGAGCAUUUUAUGUUUCAACGUAUGCGAGGUACAAUGCAUGGCAAAAAUUUCUCGUCUUUGUGGAGAUUUCCGGAUAGCAGCAACACCUUUUCGAAUUUUCACCAAAAAGUUUGAACCGUCCGAGAUUUCACUGUCGGCUUCUUCUUCGUCAUUUUCGUCAUCCUUGUCUUCUUCGAAUUCUCCAGUUCCUCCACCCUUUGGGGAAGUAUAAUCCUUCCUGAAAGUGUUGUAGUAUUAAUUAUUACAUAAAUAACAAUAAAAUUAGUAAGUAGUUAGAUAGACUAACUUGCAUCGUUUACAACGAUAUUUUUCAGUAGUUUCGUUCCAGUCAAAGUAAUUGUAUAUUCUUGCCCUCUUCUUGGUUGGCUUAUACGUCUCGGUUUUGCAGGGUGUAUUCUCAGUUUGAUCGUCGUUGUCGGGAACAAGUGACUCGGAAUCAGAUAUUUUUUACGUAUGACUGCUGAUAACAAUUUUUUCACCUAAAUAAUUUAUGUUGCAGUAUUUGUGAGAAUGAGUGAUUUCAAGCUGACACCUGAUUAACGGAACAAUAAGAGUAAAAACCGCGUUUACUGUGUUGGGGCGACCCGAGUAAAGUUUGCCAGAAUACAAAUUAAACAAUUAAACAAUGUUUUGUUUUUUAACUUUCGGUUUGUUUUGUUUUGUUUUAGUUAGAUUUGUUUUGUUUAAUUUUGUUUUAAUAUUAAUGUUUUGUUUUUGUUUUGUUUAAAAUGUGGAAACAACCGUGAACAAAACAAAACAAAACAAAACACAAAUAAACAAUAAACAAUGCCAACCCUGAUGACGACUUUUAUCAAGAGCUUGGUGGCGAGGACGACGACUUGUUCGAGGAGCAAGGUGUUGCUGUUUUCAACGUGGAGUGCGACAUUGAACCAUUCUACGAAACCACGACCACCGAUAACCCAGACUUUGACGGUAAUCAAUCAGGAAGGAAAAUCCAC